Messenger RNA from Cotesia congregata, 315 nucleotides. The record is from the annotation of a GenBank genome assembly. Lineage: Eukaryota; Metazoa; Arthropoda; Insecta; Hymenoptera; Braconidae.
AUGGUUUUAAAUGACAAUAAGGAGCCGACAGCAAAAUCAAUCGAGAAGUUGGGUAAAGAAAUAAAGAACGCACCUAUUCCAUCUUCAACUACCUCUGGGAAUAAAUUUAGAGGGGCAGUACAAAAACCCUCAACGUCGUCGAGGACUUUAAACUGGCGCAGCCCAUAUACGGGUCAGGGGAACCCGCAUAUGGGCCAGAAGCUUCCGUACCAGAAGUUUCACAGGGCAACUCCCCAGAACAGCAGGACGAUGUACAGCAAUUCAUCGAGCCAGGCGAAGUCAAAUCGGUCAACACUUCAGGACAAGAGGAAAUAG